Molecule: messenger RNA, 868 nt
Organism: Brachypodium distachyon (stiff brome)
Lineage: Eukaryota; Viridiplantae; Streptophyta; Magnoliopsida; Poales; Poaceae
Product: mitochondrial import inner membrane translocase subunit TIM14-3
Exons: 3
Coding region: 216-554 (112 amino acids)
Biological process (GO): protein import into mitochondrial matrix
Cellular component (GO): PAM complex, Tim23 associated import motor
Molecular function (GO): ATPase activator activity
Source: RefSeq, a predicted model, not a curated record
CAUUUCCCUUCUCGGUUCCAUUCGCAGGCGUCAGCAAGGCCCAGCCCAAGUAGGAUUCCAUGACCCAUUUCCGCCGCGAAGCUUCCAGAGCCUCCACCACGGUACUGCGCCGCCGACGCCGGCCUCCUCUCCGGCGAUCUCUGCUGCCCUAGCCCCGUCCACUCACUGGUCGCGCUCCCGCCUGCAACCAGUCGCCGGAUUUACUGGCCGUGGAGAUGGCCACGCCACUCAUAGCUGGGCUCGCGGUCGCAGCAGCUGCUCUAGCUGGCAGAUAUAGCAUCCAGGCUUGGCAAGCUUACAAGGCAAGGCCUAUAGUUCCAAGAAUGCGUAAAUUCUAUGAAGGUGGCUUUCAAGCUACAAUGACCCGGAGGGAAGCUGGCCUCAUCCUUGGUGUCAGAGAAAACGUCCAUCCUGAUAAAAUAAAAGAGGCACAUAAGAGGGUCAUGGUUGCCAAUCAUCCGGAUGCGGGGGGAAGCCAUUACCUUGCUUCGAAGAUCAACGAGGCAAAAGAUGUUUUGCUUGGGAAAACAAAAGGAGGUGGUUCAGCCUUUUGAUUGUAUAAAGCAAAAUGUGCUCUUCCAAUGAAGAUAAUGUUUUGUACUUCCGGACUCAGCAGUUGGAAGGCAGACAAAAACAUUGAUGGGUUACUACAAUCUCUGGACAACGAACAUUGGACCAUCUUCGGCACAGCUGGUCCUUUUACUAUUUGACACUUGAAGACCCGGUUAUGCUGGUUCUGGAAUAACCUAUAUACAUGAAGUUGCCCUGUGUUGAGUUGCACAUGAUAUUUGUCCAUCUGUCUAUUCUAUUGUGAUAGCUAUACAGCCACAUGGUUCUUCUAGCUUGCAAUAAUCAUGUCAUAUAGUCA